AAACAGCCCAUUCCUCCGCCCCCCCAUCAAACUGAUGGUCUGAAAUCUGAAAACCAUCCUAAAAACCUCCUCUCCUCAUUCCUCUCUCCUUCCUAGCUGGUUGCUACUACUCUUCCAGACUUCCUCCCCUUACUGACAUACUAUCGCUUGAAGUUGAAGUCUCACUCGUAGAGAAACUUGUUACUUCUCUUUAGAUAGCAUUGACCCAGAAGCCAACCCACCCAUUGAGAAAACGAGAACUCAUAAUUGAUGGCGGCUCUGUUAGCUUGCUCUAGCGGACACACGAGUUUUCAUUCCCAUCAUCACAUAUCGAUCUCGUGUUCUUCAACUCCUCUUUCUUCCCCUUCUUCUUCUUCUUCUUUUGUCGUUUUGAAUCAAUGUCCCGCCACCACUUGCAGAACCUUCAUCAGUACCACAAAGUCUAGGUCGUCCUCCACAUUGUCUUCUUACCAUUCCAUUUUCUUAAAACCCUCUUUAGCUCUUUCCCUCUCUUCCACGAUCAAAUCAAAUGCGGUGGCUCCGCAGAAGAAUGGGUCCCUCCUCGUUUGCAUGUCCUGGGACGGUCCUCUUUCCUCUGUCAAAUUGAUCCUUCAAGGCAAAAAUAUCGAGUUAGCAGAUACCGUCAAGAGCUAUGUGGAGGAGAAAGUCGGUAAGGCCGUCCAGAAGCACAGUCACCUUGUGAGAGAAGUUGACGUGCGGUUAUCGGUUCGGGGCGGUGAGCUUAGCAGAGGUCCUAAGCUUCGCAGAUGUGAGGUUACUCUGUUCACCAAGAAACAUGGGGUGGUUCGAGCAGAGGAAGAUGCUGAGACGCUCUACGGAAGUAUAGACUUGGUUUCUUCGAUUAUUCAGAGGAAAUUGAGGAAGAUUAAGGAGAAAGAUUCGGAUCACGGUCGUCACAUGAAGGGAUUCAACAGGCUUAAGGUUCGGGAGCCGGAAGCCCAAGUAGUGGAAGAAGAUGUGGAGACAGUUCCUCAACAAGAGGAGGGAGACUUCAUAGAUGAGAUUGUCCGUACUAAAUACUUCAAUAUGCCACCACUGACUGUCAAUGAAGCCUUGGAGCAGUUGGAAAAUAUUGAUCAUGAUUUCUACGGCUUUCGAAAUGAAGAAACUGGUGAGAUUAAUAUUCUAUACAAAAGAAAAGCUGGAGGAUAUGGCUUGAUAAUUCCUAAAGGAGAUGGCAAGACUGAGACAUUGGAACCAGUGGUGAUGGAACCAGCUAAAGAACCUUCUAUGGCAGAGUAGAUGACCUAGGACGGAAGAAGAUCAUGUCGUUGUGAAGUUAGCUGUAAGUUCAAUUUAGCUACUGAUUUUUUUUACGGCAUGACAAUGUAAAAAGGAAAUAUCAUAGAUGCAGAAUCAACCAAUGGUGGGAUAUUGAUGUAUUCUAUGAAGGUUGUUUGCAAUGUUUUUCCA
Nelumbo nucifera (sacred lotus) is the source of this 1413-nucleotide messenger RNA. RefSeq names its product 30S ribosomal protein. NCBI's taxonomy places the organism in Eukaryota, Viridiplantae, Streptophyta, Magnoliopsida, Proteales, Nelumbonaceae. Gene Ontology annotation, molecular function: ribosomal small subunit binding. The record is from RefSeq and is a predicted model, not a curated record. Gene Ontology annotation, biological process: primary metabolic process; negative regulation of translational elongation. Gene Ontology annotation, cellular component: cytosolic small ribosomal subunit.